AUGGCUAUGAAUAAAGAGAUCCUUAUGAAAUUUAUAAAGGAGUCUAAAUGGUUAAGAUGGGUUAUCAUUUUGCUUAUCGCAAGAAUUCCGAAACCAUUCAUAUUAUCUGGGUUUCUUGGAUUGAAUCCAACUAUCAAAAGUCUUCUAUUGAACAAUAAGGAACUUAGAUCCAAACAUAUUGGUAAUGAUUCAACGACGGUGGAAAGACGUCUUGGUAAGAUUUCAAAUCUAAUUAGUUGUAUUUUCCUUUAUUUUGCAACUUCAACAAGUAGAUUAAUUCCUCAAGAUUAUGCUGCUAUAUUCUUAUUGAUUAAAUAUCAUGGAGAAUUGAAUCCUCCAAGUUGUCUGAAUAUUCAUAUUUCUCCAAAGUAUUCCAAAUAUUUAAAGAUAGAAACAUAUAAACAAUAUCCUACUUUAACUAAAUUAUAUGAAAAUAAAGAAUUUAUAAUAUUCCCAGCUAUUUUUGCUCAGAUUUUAAGUAAUUAUUUAACCCCUACAAGAUUCAAGUUGAAUAAACGAUAUUUAUCAUCAUCGAUAAAGAAAUAUAUACUUAAUCCCAUCUGGCUUAAUUUUUCCUUGGGAAUCAAUUAUUCUCGACUUAAUUGGGUAAAAUUGAUAAGGACUUAUGCAUUGCAAAAUUUCAUACUUAUGGGUGUUGUUGGAGUAUAUACUUUUAAAACAAGGGUUCUAGAUAAGUUGUACGAGAUCAAAUAUGAAGUAGCCACAGAAUCAGAGAUUGCAAUCAUUAAGAAUUAUUUGAUGUUUAUUAUAAAUAAAGCAAAUUCAAUUAUGAAUUUCAUUUAUCUUCCAAAUAUGCUUUCAAUAUUGUUAAUUGUUUUAACAUCACCAAUCUUCAGAGUACUUACUCCAACUACAAAUGCUCCUAGAACCAAAUUGCAGCAACUUUAUCUGGACAAUUAUAAGUUAUUUUUCAAGACCUAUACAAAGAUAAUUGGGUUUAAAGCGGGAUUCAUUACACUUUACUUGAAUUCAAUUAAUAUUAUACCUGCUAUUGGAUAUGAUAGGGAACCAAAUGAACCAAGUGAAUCAAGAAACAUUAGAUACAUUGACAAAACAUUCCUAAAUGAACUCAAUUUAUAUUUGUUCAGAUUAAUCUUAUUGGCCAAAUGGAGAAUUGUAAAGAUGAAUCAUCCAAAGUUCAAACUUGUUAAAUUGAGAACCUGGAGAAAAGCAGAAACAGUUUUAAUGUGCUGGGGGAUGUUUAAGAUUAUGAAUUUACAUGAUUAUUUGAAGAGACACAAAGAAAGUGAUACUGAAAGUUACGCAAGACUUAAAAAUGAAUCAACAUUAAGAGUGGUAGAUUAUAUCAUGUAA
Messenger RNA from Hemisphaericaspora subhashii, 1335 nucleotides. RefSeq lists its product as uncharacterized. NCBI's taxonomy places the organism in Eukaryota, Fungi, Ascomycota, Pichiomycetes, Serinales, Debaryomycetaceae. The transcript has a single exon. Bases 1 to 1335 code for a protein of 444 amino acids. The record is from RefSeq and is a predicted model, not a curated record.